This is a messenger RNA of Actinia tenebrosa (Australian red waratah sea anemone), 18573 nucleotides long. RefSeq lists its product as uncharacterized. NCBI's taxonomy places the organism in Eukaryota, Metazoa, Cnidaria, Anthozoa, Actiniaria, Actiniidae. Gene Ontology annotation, molecular function: phosphopantetheine binding; fatty acid synthase activity; 3-oxoacyl-[acyl-carrier-protein] synthase activity. Gene Ontology annotation, cellular component: plasma membrane; cytoplasm. The record is from RefSeq and is a predicted model, not a curated record. Gene Ontology annotation, biological process: fatty acid biosynthetic process; DIM/DIP cell wall layer assembly.
UUUAGUUGAUCGAAACGGCUUCUCAACUUUAAUGCAAGUUAAUACUACACUAUACCAGACUCUUUCAGCAUAAUAGCAAAAGAUUCCUAGGAAUCCAAGACUCCAAGAAAAAGGUAGCAAGCUCGAAUAUGCCGAAAAAAUUCAUGAACAGCAACAUGACUCCUGAACAGGAACUUAACGCACGCCAUGGGAUGAAACUUUACUAGUGCCAUUUAAGACCAUGUUCUCCAAGGACAGCAACGUAAUUAAAAAAGAGAAUUUUCCUACCAGUCAACGACCGUUUCAAAGAAAGAAGAUAACAAAACUCAUCAGUUUAUAAACACAGGAUAUAUUAUCAUGGCAAGUAACAGCUUUCCUGUGGCUGUGAUUGGCAUGGCUAUAAAGCUGCCCGGGGCCGAGUCAUGUGACGAAUAUUGGAAGCUGAUUAUGGAGGGUCAAGAUACAGUGGGGGAAUUCCCCUCUGAACGAGAAGCCGACAUAAGCCACGUCCUUCCGUCUUUUCAAAGUCACCUUUUAGAUGAAGGUAAACCCUUUUUCACGGGUUCUUUUUUCAAGUCAGUUGACGGAUUCGACGCCGACCUGUUUCAAAUAAACCCUAAAGAGGCAAUGUUCAUCGAGCCACAACAACGAUUCUUUUUAGAAACUGCGUGGAAGCUGAUGGAAGAUGCCGGUUAUGCCUCAAGUAUCAGGGGAUCGAAGACUGGUGUGUAUGUUGGUAAUACUGUAAAUAAAUACAAACUUGUACUUACUGAGAACCAUCCAAGUAUUUCUCAUGGAAACCAUUCCCCUUUUGUCUCUGCGAGAGUUUCGUACACGCUAGAUCUUUCCGGUCCUGCAAUGAUGGUUGCCACUGGUUGCUCCUCGUCUCUCCUUGCAGUUCACUUGGCUUGUCAAGGACUUUUAUCUGGUGACUGCGACAUGGCAAUUGCUGGAGGCAUUACUAUCGAUCUUCUCCCAGUCAGUACGAAGACGGAUAUCUGGAACCAACUCGGCAUUACUGGGCCAAACGUCAAGUGUAGAGCGUUCGACGCAUGCGCCAAAGGUAUUGCUAAAGGAGAGGGAUGUGGAGCUGUACUACUAAAACCAUUAGAGAAAGCUUUAUCUGAUGGUGACCAUGUAUACGGAAUUUUACAAGCAACAACAGCGAAUCAAGAUGGCCAUUCGAAUGGCAUAACUGCCCCUCAUCCGGUAGCACAAGCCAAUUUGCUACAUAUAGCAUGGGAGCUUGCCGACAUAUGUCCUGACAAACUUGGAUACUUUGAGGCUCAUGGAACAGGGACUGAAUUGGGUGACCCAAUAGAAAUAUCUGGAAUUACUAAAGCCUUUAAGAUGUCUGGAGUAAACUUUGGGAGCGAAACCAAUAGCGGAAAGAUUCCAAAGAUCCCAAUUGGGUCUGUUAAAGCAAACAUUGGUCAUUUAGCUGAUGGUGCGGCUGGCGUAGUAGCAUUGAUAAAGACACUACUUUGUAUGAAUCAUGAUAAAAUACCACCUGCAGCUAACUUUUUAAAACCCAACCCGCAUAUAAACUGGCAGAAAGCUCCUGUCUAUGUUAAUACCUCUCCGUUAGAUUGGAAGCCAAAUGCUGAUAAGUCACCUCGCUUCGCAAGUGUUAGUGCCUUUGGACUUUUGGGCACUAAUGUCCAUGCGGUUGUUAAGGAACAUGUCUUAUGCGAAUCUGCUACUAUAGACUAUGCAAUGGCAAAUAGCAAACAUUGUACAAUACUAGUGCUAGCUGCAGCGUCCAAAAAGUCACUCCUAGCUUUUGUACGACGUAUGAUAGAGUAUUUUCAAAGUUCAGACAACCAAAGCUUGAAACACCUACAGAAUGUUUGCUUUACAAUUAACACCGGCAGAGAGCAAGACAAAUUUGACGCAAGGGCUAUUGCUUACGGAAAAAACUGGGAUGAAAUGACUCAGGCUUUACAACAUCUUCUUGAAAGUCUUGAUAAAAUUUCCAGCAACGAGAGAAAAAUCAGAGUGAGCGCAGGGUUUAACAGUGAGGAAAACUUCCUUUGUCCCACAAAAAAAGAAGACAGUUGUUCUACCGCAAUAAGGGUGAAAGAAGACUAUUUAAAGGGUAAGGCUAUCCAGUGGAAAAAAGUAUACUCUGGCCAUUCGAGUAUUAGUCUUCAGAAAGUACCCUUCUUGCCAACCUACGCAUUCAAUAAAGUAAGAUACUGGCCAAAGAAAGGAAAACCAAUUAACGAAGACCUCCUGCGUCUUGAGCAGCAUCCAGCACAGUCCGAUGAGGACGAAGAAACUAAUGGUCACUAUGAUGCCGGCACAAGUCACCAGAAUUCAAAGCAUGCAUCUAACCACUCUCUAGCGUUACCUGGAGUAAAUGUAACCCUGAGAGACGAAUGUCAAAAGCAGACUUCAAAGUCAAACCAAUCAAAAGACGCUGAUUUACUUUUAAGCGAAGCUCUGAACGAGGCCCUUGGCCGGGAAUAUGAUUGGAUGUUGUUGAAAGACGAAAACCUGUUCUCACUUGGUGUUGACUCCUUGAUUUGUACGCAUGUGAACAUGAGGAUCAAAGAUGCACUAGGGCUAAAUGCAGAAGCAUUUACAAUGACUGAUUUUCAUAUGAACUCUUCCUAUGGCAGGCUUCUGAAGGUCAUUCAAGCAAAAAUUAGACCGUCGUCUUCCGAGUCUAACUUCGACACGCGCUCUUCAUUCCCAAAGUUGACCACGUCGAUAAAGGGAUUAUAUCCUUUGUCAUUUGCUCAGAAAAGGCUUUGGGUGAUGCAGGAAAUAGUAACAAAUCCUUGUGCUUACAAUGCAACAAACUCUUUGUACAUAACUGGACAGUUUCACCCUUCAGCUUUUGUACUGUCAGCGAACACUGUUUUAUCUCGUCAUGGAGCAUUUUUUACGGUUUUUGCUAACACUCCAAAUGGCCUUUUUCAGACGCAUAACUGGAAUCAGCUAGUGAAGGUUGUUGAACUAGACUAUCGAUCCUCGGGAGACAUAUCAGAAGACCGAGCAAUGAAACAAUAUGAAGGGGAUUACAAGACUCCCUUUGAUCUAGAACAGGGACCUUUGGUGAGAUGCAAGCUAUACUAUCUUUCUAAAGACAAGUACCUUUUCACGAUGGUUGUUCAUCACAUAAUUUUUGACGGAUGGUCCCAUUUUAACUUUUACAAUGAAUUGUGGCAUACAUACAGAAAUGCGUGUGACGGCGUGGUAGAGCAAAAACCAAUCCACAAGCCUCUUUAUGUGGAGCUCGUUAGUGAAGAGCAAAAAGAGGUAACGUCCGGUUCUUCAAGGAUUGUAACAGACCUCGCAUACUGGAAGCAGAAACUUUGUGGACCGUUGCCACUAACAACACUCCCAGGCGACAAAAGAAGACCUCCAGUGUUUUCAUACAAUGGCGGAAGAAUCACACGUUUUAUUGGUAACGAUGUUCUCAGUACUUUAGUGCAGCUUACAGGUGAUGAAUACACGAUGUUCAUGGCUCUUAUAGCAACCGUAUUUUCCUUGUUACAUCAGUACACAGGAGAAAACGAUUUGAUUAUUGGAACUCCAGUGGCAGGACGGUAUGACACCAAAACUAAGGAUGUCAUAGGAUGCUUCGUUAAUACACUUGUUUUAAGACUGCAACUAAAGGGUGACAUGAGUUUCAAUGAAAUUCUUGAAUCAGUUUCUAAGGUCUGUUUAGACGCCUACGAUCACCAGCAUGCACCGUUCGAUCUUCUGGUCAGCGAACUGAGUCUUCCAAGAGACACCAGCAUCACACCCAUAUUUAGUGUCAAUGUAUGUUACCACAACACUGAAGUAAAGGCCGAACAUGUGCCACCGCCAAGUGAACUUCAUAUUGAAAGAAAACUACUACACAAUAACUCUUCAAAGUGGGACAUGCAGUUCGAUUUUCUACAUGAACAAGAGGGAAUGCGAUUCACUCUCGAGUAUUACAGUGAUGUAUACUCAACAGAUUAUGCAGUGUGUGUUGCUGAUAACUUCGUUAGCCUAAUCAGUCGUGUGGUAAGAGAGCCUUCUGCCCCAAUUUCAAGAGUCAAGCCAGUAUCUGAAGUUUCUAACGGACUAACUCCUGACAUGUGCGUACUUCAUGGAACGACCAGGAAUAUUGGAAACAAGGCACUCCCAAAUCUACUAAUUGAAAGCCUUUGCCAUUUUGCAGAAGAAAGCUUUAUCAUUGACAUAAAUGGGAAAGGUAUUGCAUACCGUGAGGUAUUGAAGAAAGCUGGAGAGAUUGCUGUUUUCUUAAGACAAAAAUGUGAAAUCCAAAGUCAGUCAAGAAUUGGCCUUCUGCUAAAUAAUUCAUUUGAGUCGCUGGCAUCAAUUCUUGCUUGUAUCUUGUCUGGUCUAGUGUAUGUUCCAUUAAACUGCGACGACCCAAAGCACAGACUGGGACAUAUUUGCAAUGAAUCGCAGUUAAAAGCCAUCAUAUUCAGCAAAUCGAACAUAUCUCUAGCCAAUAACUUGCUUUGGGCCUGCCAGUCCGUGCGUGUGCUUUUCUGUGUGGAUGAGAAAAACUUUGAGGAGCUUUUAGAAAGCCCGCAAGAGGCCCCGUUAAUGAAUAAGGAACUAUGGGACCACACGGCAUAUAACGGUGAGGAUGACAUCGAAGCAGGAGGAUGGAAAAGUUCUUAUACAGGUGACAAUUUGAGCGAAAUGGAGAUGGAUGAAUAUGCUGAAAAUAUUCUAAAGAAACUCAAACAAUACAUCAAGCCCGAUUCAAGAAUUCUAGAAAUUGGUUGCGCCUCGGGUAUAACAACUAAAAAACUUUAUCCUUUUGCUGGACACUAUGUUGCUACAGACAUCUCUCAGGCAAUGACGGAGAGGCUAUCAAAUGCUCUUAAAGGAUCCAAAACCGUGGAGGUCCAUUGUGCCCCUGCACAUCAAGUAGGUCACGUUUUUCAAGGACAGGUAUUUGACGUCAUCAUCCUGAACAGUGUCGUACAUUGUUUCCCAGGGCAUAACUACCUACGCAAAGUCCUUGACUCUUGCGAUAGCCUUCUCCAAGAGAAUGGCAUCAUAUUUGUUGGAGAUAUAAUGGAUCUUGAGAAGAAAGACAAGCUGGUUUGGAAACUUAAGUCUUUUAAAGCCUCUUAUCCUUGGUACAGAACAAAGACGGAAUGGCACAGUGAGCUGUUUCUUUCAAGAGAGUACCUACAACACUUGUGCGACACUUCACAAACACUACGAAGCGUUUGUUUCUCCUCAAAGAUUUUUACUGUUUCAAACGAGUUGACAGAGUUUAGGUACGAUGCAAUCUUUUCGAAAUCCAGCAUAUGCCCUGAGAUCAGUUUGAAGAAAUCAAAGGUGAGAGACGUUACAACUUGCGCUAACAGUGACCUUGCGGAUGCCUUAAAUGAUAAACAAGAUCCAGAUAUCCUUGCUACUUUAACUAAGUGGUCAAGAAAGAUUGACUUUGCAGACGAAGCAUAUGUCCUUUACACUUCUGGAACAACGGGGACACCAAAAGGGGUCAUCAUUGGUCACGAGGCCUUGCUCAAUUAUGUUCAGUGGGCUUCAUCAGCUUAUAAGCUGGAUAAAGGCUCGACAUUGCCCUUAUUCUCACCACUGACCUUUGACUUUACAGUAACAAGUAUCUUUCCUCCUCUACUGAAUGGAAGUACCAUCCGUAUUUUCAAGAGCUUCCAAGAUUCAUAUCAAGACCUUGCCCUGUGCCCUGAAUUAACAACAGUAAAGUUCUCACCACUACAGCUUGACACGGUCUUGUCAGUGACAGACAGACCUCUGAGUGCUUCAAUAUUCAUUGUCGGUGGAGAAGAGUUAACAUCAGAGCUGCUCCAUAAACUCAAACAAAAUAAGGAAAGCGAAAAGUUUGAAGUGUGGAACGAAUACGGUCCAACUGAAGCAACUGUUGGAUGCGUAGCAAAGUGUUUCUGUAGCGACGACCUCCCACUUGAUAAAUCUGAAUAUGUGACCAUUGGCAAACCAAUUGACAACGUAACAAUUGCCUUGACCAGAAACAGGUUUAGUCAUGUUCCAGUUGGUGGAAAAGGCAAACUUUGUAUUGGUGGUAAAUGUCUUUGCCUAGAUUUUGCAGGAACGGGGUCCUCAAAGGAAACCAAGAUAAGCAAAUCCUUCGACGUGGCUUGCUGGGGCGAUCCAGGUGAACUCAUGUUCAUUACAGAUGACAUUGCUAGUGUCAUGCCAGGAUCUAAGGAAAUAGCAUACUACGGGAGAGAAGAGUCCAGCACAACUAAAGUUAAUGGAGUUAGAGUGGAUUUGAUGGAAAUACAACAUGCUAUUGAGAGUCACCACCUUGUUCAAAGCGCGUGGGUAAACAGUUUUACGUAUUCGAAUUACAUGUACCUGGGAGCAGCGGUGAAGCUUAAAUCGACCAGCAUUCUUCACUCAUGCAACACCGAGACUUGGAAACAUGUACUGAUUUCUUCGCUUACCUCGAGCUUGCCAUCAAGAUGCAUUCCAAAAGUUCUGGUUUCUAUUUCCGACCCUCCGACAAAUAGUAAUGGAAAGAAAGAUACAAACCUGUUACAAGGUUUGUUUGAAGCUGAAUUACAGUCAGGGCUGGAGAUCUCCGAUGGCAAUACCUCAGACAUGGGUGGUAUUUCAGCGACUGAUGCAAGCAAACUUCAGGUAUUGUGGCAGAGUAUUUUGCCUGUUAAACGGCUGCCUAAUUUUGACGAGGACUUCUUUUUCGAUCUAUCCGGAGACUCCCUUCAAGCUAUUCACCUUGUCAGAAAAAUGAGAAACGAAGGAUACCAAGUAUCAGUAGGAGAUAUUUUCCAGAACCCCACGAUAAGAAAACUGCUUAAGGCGCUUCAAGGCAAUACUGGUGACCAUAUGCAGAAGCAAUCGAAAAUAAAGGAAGAAGCUCAGAAGUUUAGGCCCACUCCUAUAAUUGAAGAAUUUCUCAAAAGAGAUCACAAGAAUCCUGACCACUUUGCUCUUUCUUCACUUCUACGAUUUGAAAGAAAGCUCAAGCCAAGUGUUUUAAAGGUGGCCUUGAGAAGUGUAAUGGAUAAGCACAGUUCUCUUCGAUCAAGAUUUGAAAUAGUUGAAGGUGUUGCCUUACAGGAGGUGCUAAACCUGCAACCAAAUCAGCCAACAGUUAAAGAAAUCAAGCUCUCGUGUAAAGAAGACCAUCUCAUUGAUGAUCCAGCCUUUCUUAAUUUAUGCCAGAAUCUUGAACAAAGUCACUCUCUUGCUGACGGCAUUUUGCUGAAUGCUGCUAUCAUAGACGUAACAGAGAAAGAAGAUACAGAGUCCACCGAAAAGGCAUGUACCUACUUGUUACUAGUAGUGCAUCACAUUGCCAUAGACAUCGUUUCCUGGCAGCAAGUUUUGGAAGACUUAGCAACAGCUUUAAAAAUGCUGAGUGACAAUGAAGAUCAAGAGCAUGUGAUGUUACAAAAAUGCAUUUUGCCGUUCGCAAGCUUUUGUAAUGCCUUGCACGAACAAGUUUCUGGAAUCUUUGGAGAAGAAAUCACUUACUGGAAAAACAUCGAGGCCGAGUGCGCAGAAUCAGGAUUGCUUAUGAAAGAACAUCGGCAGAGUACAUUCAAAUCUGCCAAGUGGUUAAGCCAUUCAUUUGACGCUGUUACACUUCGAACAAUGUCUACUAGGCUUAAGUGCUCGGAUGAGCAUAUUCUUCUCACCAUUUUAGGAAAGGCGCUAUCAUCUAUUCAUGGAAAAGAUAAGACUGCCAUAGUGUUGGAAAGUCAUGGAAGACAAUUGCCUAAUGCUGAUUCGACCUCUACGGUUGGAUGGUGCACCUCCAUGUUUCCGUUCGUGCUAGAAACCUCACGAAUAGACAACAUACAGAAACAAGUGAAGCAAGUCGAAAAGAAAGUAAAGCAAGUUCCACAUCGUGGCCUUGGCUUUGGAUUACUUCAGGCUGACGGAAAGCUGACGAUUCCUUCGCCCAACAUCAUGUUCGUGUUCCAGGGUUCACUUGAUGCAAGUACGAAACAGAAAUUCGAUGGUGGCAAACACAAGUUCGAACAUGUUCCAUGGAUUGAAGUAAUGCAUACUGAAUUGAUGCAACGACGGUUUCAUCGUCAUCCUGAGGAGAUUUUGCCAUUUGAUUUAGAAGUCAUUGCAUGGGUACAUGGAGGCCAACUCAAAAUUGGCUUUCUGUUCGACACAAAAACCAUUUGUGAAUCGCUGGUGGAAAAUUUAGUGGACCACGCGGAAAAUGACCUCAAAGUGCUUGCAAAGGAGUUGAAUUGUUGCACGAAAUUUAUAACAGCAGAAAUAAUCCCAUUCUUCAACAUAAAUCCAGAUUGUAUACAGACAGCAAAGGAUUCUCUAAUGGAACACGGAAUAAAUGCCGAGAAAUUAUUGGUGUGCCCUCCCGAACAAGCACUUCAGUCAAUGAUCGAGUCUCUAGAUAAGAGUUCUGACAUAACAGUUAUGAUAACCAGACACACUACAGAAAACCAAGCACAAGAGUUCAAGAAGGCCUAUAAAGAGUUCCUUGAAGCAAGAGGUAGUAACAAAGUGAUUAUAAUAAAUGCAGAAAGUCUUCCAAAUUCAGUCAAGUUACCUGUCGAAAAAGUUCAAACGGCUGGAAAUAUUGUGCAGCUUCCAACAACCCUUGGACAAGCAUUUUACGACAAACGUACAGAUUUAGAGUAUAACAUGCCAUUAACCCAGGAAGGUUACUCACAGAUUGGGCUAAUCAUUGCAAGAUCAAUUCGAGCAGGGAUUAAUGGAAACAAAUACAAGGUUAUAGCUGUCGACGCGGAUUACACCUUGUGGGAUGGAGAAUGUGCUUGUGGGUGUGUGAAUAUGAACACAGGAAAUAUUUGUCUUCAAAAGUUUUUACUUAAGAAGAAAAGAGAAGGUUUGCUGCUGGUGAUAUUGAGCAAGAACAGCUAUCAAGAUGUUGUUAAAGUCUUCGAAACACAGAGAGACCAGAUGAUCUUGGGGUUAGACGACAUCGUAGAAAUAGUGGCAAAUUGGAAUUCUAAAGCCGACAACAUACGAACUGUUGCAAACCAGCUGAAUCUGGACCUUAAAUCGUUUGUGUUCAUUGAUGACAAUCCCCUGGAGUGCGAAGAAAUGGUGACCUCUUGCCCAGAGAUACUUACUCUCCAGCUCCCAUCAAAUCCAAAACUUGUAGGAAUUGUCUUAGAUAACCUUUGGAGUUUAGACAACAUGGAUAUAACCAAAGAAUCCUCAGAACGAAGUGAGAUGUACAGAAAUGAGUCGAUAAGGCAAAAAGAAAUGGAUAAAGUAAAGAAAGUAGCUGCAGCUAAGCGCCAAGCUGAAGUAACGAACCUCUUAGCGAAGUGGAAGAUGAAAUUGACAUUUCUCAAGACAAACGUUUUGUCCAUAAAACAAAAUAAAACUCUGCUCAAGAGAGCUGCCGAAUUACUUCACAGAACCAACCAGUUUAAACUAAACGACGUAUUUUCAAAGUUUUCUGAAUUUCAAGAGGAAGAUGCUUGCUGGCUCAUUUCGCUGGAUGACUGCCAUGGUUCUUACGGAAUUGUGAGUGUUUGCGUAAUCGAUAACAGUUCGUUAAACCUAAAGCAAUGGGUUCUUAGUUGUAGAGCACUUGGACGAAUGGUUGAAACCCGUAUCCUGAAAGAGAUACAUGCUUCAUUUAAGGAGGGUCUACAGCUGUCAGUUAAUCGAACAGAACGCAACACUCCAACCAUCAGCUUUUUGGAGACUCUUGGCUGCAGUAUUGGCAAAACUGGUCUAAUAUGUAGUAAUGUUGAAGAUACUCAUCUCUUGCAAACUGCAGAAACUUUGCACACAAUUGAAGUCGGUGCCGACGUAACCUCAUUCACAGAGCAAAUCUACUCGAGCGCCCAAAAAGACAUUCAGCAUAUUGAUGAACAUAUUACGAGUGACAAUCCUUUUGCUUUGCCAACACUAAAGGAUGUCAACUCGGUAAUACACAUGGAAUGGUCAUUGACAAUGAAAGAACAAAGUAGGCGCCACAAUCUAUUCCCUAUCAUUCCAAGUCCAAAAGACAUUAAGCAAACAGAAGAAACCGGCAAACUUGACGAUUGCCCAUUUUCAAAAAGCAGAACACAAGUUCUUCAAUCUACUUGGAUGGAGGUGCUGAAGAGCGACCAAACUAACCCUCGAAGUACAGACAAUUUUCUUGAGCUUGGCGGAGACUCAUUUAGUGCUGUUUUCCUGGUAUCAAAACUUCAAAGAGCGUUAAACAUCGAGAUCAGUGUCAUCGACGUGCUAAAAUAUCCGAAGUAUGGCGAUUUUCACAACCUUAUUCUACAAGCUCCAAUAAGCAAUAAAGCCGAUGAAUGCAAAAGCAUGGACAUGCGAUGCACACCACUUUCUGCCGCUCAACAACGCAUGUUAAUAAUGCAGGAAUCUGCGCCUGAUUCCACAGCUUACGUUGAAACCGUAGCACUCUACACAAGCGAGAAACUAUGUCCAUCCGAGAUAUUUGCGUCAUUAGUAAAGCAGCACCCAAUACUAAAAGCCAAGUUUGAAUUUUCCGAUGAAAGUCUGUUUUAUGUAAUGAGUACGCAUGAAAACCUCGACACUGAUACUGAACUUGAAUCGGUGGAAAAUCUUAAGACAGCCAGUGAAUAUCUGACGCAAUCGAUUCCACGCAUCAAGGUGCUAUCAAGUCCCCUCGUGAGAUUUCGACAUUUGGAAGCAGGAGGAUUAACCAUACUUGCCUUACAUAUUCAUCAUGCCAUUGUUGACGAAACUACUUUGAGUAACAUUUCAAACGAUCUUGAAAAGUUGAUUCAUGGUCAAACCCUACAUUUUCAAUCUGGAAAAGAACUUUGUGACCCCAUUGUUAACCUCCAGGAUAACCUUUCUUCAAUUCAGCAGAAAUCAAAUGAACAGUAUUGGGCUGAAAACUUCAAAAUUCUGCCUCCAGAAAUCAGUUUAGCCAUAUUACCUCAAACGCAGGCCUUGUGGAAGGACACAGUCGUAUACAGAGCUGAACAGAGUAGAUUUCCAAUCGCCGAUAAAGUGGUGAACAACAUCAUCAAAUAUUGUCAAAGUAUGGGGAUAACACCAUUUCAGUAUUUCCUCGCGUGUGCUUUGAUAAUCCUACAACGAUAUCUUGGCGUGGAUGAAGUAACACUCGCAAUACCCGUAACGACACGAACAGAUGUUAGUCAAUAUACUGAUGGACUUUUUGUUAACACAGUUUUAUUUAGAUGUCCAAUAUAUUGUAGUAUGUCCUUUGAAAGCUACAUGAAAACAGUUGCUGAACGAUGGAUGCAAACUCUUCGACACGCACAAUACCCAUUUGACGAGCUUGUGAAGAUUCUGACGAAAGAACACAAGAAAGCUCCAAGUUCCUUCUGUAGCAUAAUGUUUAACUUUACCUCCAAAGUAAGACCAGCCAGUGCUUUAGAAGUGCAAUCUAAACAUGCCAAAAUGCCUCUUUCCCUUGAUGUCCUCUACAAUGAAAAAGAAGGGACAAGCGAAGUUGUGGUGGAAUGGGCAUCUGAAUUAAUCGACGAUGGGGUGGCCAAGAGACUUGCUGAUGGAUUAGUAAAUGUUCUAUGUGAAACUCUUAAAGCACCGGAUACUUUGCUGUGUAAAAUCAACGCAUUGUCUCCUCUCGAACAGAAACUCGUGCAGUCAUUCAGUCAAUUCAGCGAAGAAAACAUAACUGAUAGUCACCCAAUCCAGGUCUUGUUCGAAGAACAUGCAGCACUUAAUCCCGACGCCACAGCUAUUUCCUGUAAUGGUUCCACAGUAUCCUACGCACAGUUAAAUAGAAUGGCUUCAAGCAUAGCUUGCGCCCUUUCUGGAAAAUUCACCCAAGCUGCACUGAAGAGCAGACCUAUCGUAAUUGCCAUGAAGAAAGACGAAUACACCAUUGCUUCAAUCCUAGGAAUUUGGAAGGCUGGUGGGCACUUCCUACCCGUUGCCUCAAAUUUGCAAAGUGUUCUGAAACAAAUUCUAGAAAGAUGCAAACCACUUGCAGUUAUCUUCAACAUUUUGUUGGAAGUAAACAAAGAAACGUGCCCCAUGUUUAACAUCAAAGAUCUGGUAAAUUACCCUUCAGAAAAUUUCUUAACAUCACAAGAAGUGACUAAUAGCGAUGACCAUGCUUACAUAAUAAGAACAUCUGGAUCAACUGGAGAACCCAAACAAUGCAAGAUUUCACACAAAAGCCUGAAAAUAAUUGCACAAGCGUGGACCAAGAAGUACCAGAUGACCAAGUUUUGUGUGAGAGUCCUGCAGUGGGCACCUAUUUCUUUUGAUGUGUUUAUUGGUGAUGUUGUUAGGGGCCUUAUGAGUACCUCUGGCCAGCUGAUAAUUUGUCCAGACCAAUUCCGCUUAGAUGUUUUUUAUAUCUUGAAUCUCAUAAAGAAACAUCAAAUCACCAUGGCAGAAGUUACACCCCAGUUUGGUCUGCAACUUGUUGAAAAUAGCGCUAGAGAUGACUUGGAAUCGCUCACCCUUUUAGUACUUGGAUCUGAUGUACUUCAAAAUCAUGUAUUCCAAAAAAUUAAAUCUGUCAUGAAGAAAGAACAAAGAGUAAUCAACAGCUAUGGAAUGACGGAGGCAACUAUCGAUUCUUCGUUCUACGAAGGGCCCGUGGUCUCGAAGACCAGAAGCGGAACAAUGCCCAUAGGAAAACCACUACCAGGUGUAACAUUCCACAUUCUCGAUACAAAAACACGCCUUCCAUGUCCAAUAGGUACGAUUGGAGAACUGUACAUCAGCGGAAAUGUCUUAGCUUCAGGUGAUGUUGAGGUCACCCAGCUUAACGAAACAUGUCUCGCGCUUAAGACUGGUGAUUCUGCUUGCUGGUUGCCAACCGGUGACGUUGACCUAAUCGGCAGACUGGACAGCGUUGUCAAACUACGUGGUUUCAGAAUAAGCACUCAUGAAAUAGAGAACAAGGUAGCCGCUCUCGUCAAAGGAGUACGGGAAGUAUAUGUUGUGCCAAUGCUUAACGAAGUAGACCAGUCUCAUGCCGCAAGUGAAUUUUUGUGUGCAUUUUUAGUACUCGAGAACGACGACAACGAGGAAGGGAUAGACUCAAAUGCCAUACGUCACAAGCUACAUGCUCACCUUCCAUAUUACAUGGUACCUGACAUUUUCCAUGUUAUUGACAGGACACCACUUACGGCGAAUGGUAAGAUCGAUUUUCAAGCUCUUCCAAGCAUAUCUCAGCUACUUGAGCUAAAUUCUGUGAUACCAACUACACAAAGUUCCUUCAAUCUUUCUGCUACAGCUGCCUUGCUAAAAGAAUUACUUGGUGAGGCUCUUGGAUUACCAGACUCCAGUAUAAUCAAUCCUGAACUUACGUUUAUGGAACUUGGUGUGCAUUCUCUUGUCCUGGUGCGGCUUUCAUCUUUGAUUAAACAAAAGUCGUCUUUUGAUGUCGAGAUUGCUGAUCUAUUCUCCUACCCUACGAUAACUGACUUAGCUGAAUACAUUGAUCAUGGCAAAGAGGUUAAUCAUCAAGUAACUUGCAGUAAAGAAGAAGAAAAAACCCAAAUUCAAAAUGAUGAAGAAAUUGCUAUAACUGGUAUCGGCCUGAGGCUUCCACCAAAUAUAACAUCUCUAGCUGAAUUUUGGAGAAUAUUAGACAAGGGCGAAGAUCUAAUUCAAGAAUUUCCGGAACAACGAUCGAAAGACGUGACAGAUGCACUAGACGAAUCGAGUGUGCGAAAGAUUAGAAGAAAUGGAACAUUUAAAGGAGCUUUCUUGGAACGAAUAGAAAUGUUUGAUAGCCAUUUUUUUAAGAUAGCACCCGGUGAGGCAAAGUAUAUGUCACCUGAGCAACGACUUUUUCUUCAAGUAGCAACGGAAGCCUUAGCUGAAGCUAAUGGUCUCUCUAAAUCAAAAGGUGCCAGGAUUGGCGUCUUCGUCGGCAGUUCCGAAGUAGGGUAUACACAUCUUAGCCACCCAGAUGAUGCAGUUUGUAUUUCUGGUUUAUUACCAGGUAUGAUUGCCACCAGAGUCGCGUACCAAUGGGAUCUGAAAGGUCCCACAAUGCUCAUCGACACCGCAUGCUCUUCGUCACUUGUGGCUUUAAAAACUGCGUGUGAGUCCAUUAGAAAUGGCGAAUGUGAAGGUGCAUUGGUUGGAGGAGUUAGCCUUGUCCUGUAUCCCUCUAGAUGUGGAGUGUUUGGACAAACUAGCAUUUUGUCUGAAGAUUUUCAUUGCCGUGCAUUUGACUGCGAUGCAAGUGGUACUGCUGUUGGUGAAGGAGUAAUGUGUUUGUAUGUUGAGCCAAUCAGUAAAGCUAUCAAAGAAGGAAAGCCCAUUUACGGGCUGAUAAAAGGUGCUGCGUCUAACAGUGUCGGCCAUGGAAAUGGUAUAACAGCACCGACAGCAGUCUCUCAACAAAUGGUGAUUCAAGAUGCCUUGACAGCCGCUAAAGUACUGCCAUCAGAUAUUUCAUUCCUCGAAGCACAUGGCACUGGAACCAACCUAGGUGACAGAAUAGAGCUAUCGGCUCUUUCAGCAGUUUUUAGUGGGGAAAACACUAUAGCAAAACUGCCUAUUGGAUCUGUUAAAUCCAUAUUUGGCCACUUAGACUCAGCUGCUGGUAUGAUUGGCGUCUUUAAGAUUCUGGCAUCAUUUAUGGCAAAGAAAAUUGGCCCAAACGCAAAUUUCAACACACCAAAUUGCGAGCUUGAAAACUCUACGAUGUAUGUCCCUUCAAAAAGUGUUGCAUGGGAAAUCAAAGACUCGAAUGGAAGAAUAGCUGGCAUUAGUUCCUUUGGUCUUACAGGCACGAACUGUCAUGUUAUCAUACAAGAAUGUAAUGGAACAACUGAACGUCACAACAGUGCUUCCAGCGAAGCAUCAAUGCCUUUGCUGUUUAGUGGCAGAAGCAUACAACACAUCUUAAAGCAGAUUUCAAAGUACAUGAUUUAUUUGAAAGAUUCAGUAAUCUCAACAUCAGAGAUUUCACUCCUCUCUUUGUGUGUAACAAUCGCUAGAAGGUUGAAAGAUGUAUCCGACGCUAAGAUGGGCCAUAUCGAUUAUCGCAUGGCAAUUACCGAGACAAAACCCGAGAAAGUACUUAGCAUCAUGGAAGUCGCGAAUUCUUUACGAAACAUAAAUGAUGUGGUGAUGUUUGCUAACUUGCGCAGCGAUGUUCACCUCUACGGCCCAGAAAAUACUCAAAUGCAUUGUCAAGACUCUUAUCUUAGAGAUUUUUUGGUGCAUGGAACUAUUGAGCUUGAUGGUCUUUUCUCUUGCGACACAAGCCAGAUAAAGUCUGCAAAAGGAGUAUCCUUGGUAAUGUACGAUGAAGAAAGACACUGGCUGGAUGCAUGUGUAAAGAAUACACUACUCACACAACCCUCCGGUUUGGUUGAUUUACUUCAAAAGAAGAUAGAAGAAACCAGAGAAUUGACUCGAACGCUACCAUUAUCUCCAACGGAGGAACUCAACCGCAUGCAAGGAAAGUUUUGCGCCGCCCUAAUAAUCAAGUUUUUAAAAGUCACAAAUAUUGCAGGAUACUUAAGUGAUGAUAAAGAAAUUUCAAGCAGAGAUGCAUUUCUGCUCACUGGGAUGCACAAGAAAUAUGAAAAACUCUUCUUUGUGAUGAUAAGGGAGCUUUGUAGAAACCACCUGGUUAGAGCAACUGGAUGUGACCAAUCGAUCGGGUAUUUAGAUUCUUUCAAGUUUGAGUGCGAACACGUCUUACAAACUGAUCCAGAAGUCAUUGCUAAUGCUGCUAUCGAAAAGUUUCCACCAUGGGCUGACUGCUUCAGAUUUCCUCUUUACUGUUCACAACACUUUGAGGACGUCCUUGUUGGCAAGAUGAGCCCGCUAUCCGUGAUCUACCCACAAGGAAAUCUUAACUUCAUGUAUCAGUUUGACAAGCUUGGAGACUUACUUGGCGAUGUUUACUACAACAUGUAUAUGCAAAUAAUUGCAGAGUAUGCAAAGCAGUUGUCAAGUCAAAGAAACACUGUUAGAGUUUUAGAGGUUGGCGCCGGUGUGGGCUAUGUGACAAGACAGCUUCUGCCGAAAAUGAAAGAUAUUCCCAAUAUCGAAUAUUGGUUUACAGAUCUCGGAAAGGCGUUUGUAGAACGUGCCAAAAGUCUUUUUCCAGAGUAUCUUCACAUGAUGAAAUUAGCCACGUUUGACAUAACUAAGAGUGCCCCAAAGCAGGGUAUACUAGGAUCAUUUGAUAUCGUCAUUUCCUACAACGUAAUUCACACGACAGAAAGCAUCAUCAAAUCAGUUGCAAAUCUAAAAUCCUGUCUUGGUGAGGAAGGCACACUCUUUAUCAUUGAAAGCGCAAGAAACGAUACAUGGGCAACCCUUGCAUGGGGACUACUCGAUGGAUGGUGGUAUUUCAAGGACUAUGAUCUUAGAUCAGCUGAGCCAAUGUUGGAGGCGGAUAAAUGGGAAGCAGUUUUAAAAGACAUUGGCUUCGGUUCUAUAUGUACUUGCCCUGUCAAUGAGGAUGAACGCAGGCACGUCGAAAAAUGUUUGUUUGCAUGCAGUAACAAACAAUUUGAACCGUCAGAGUUGGUACGUCCUGGAUGGUGGGAGACCGAUGCCCAUAGAUUCAACCCUUAUCAGGAAUACAACGAUCCAGAAGACAUGGGGUCUAUCAACAAUGACAUUGAAUCAAACAAAGUGGACGAACAAAAUAAAGAAACAGCUGUAUACCAAGAGCUAAAAAUGAUUUGGUCUAAAUUACUUGGAAUUGACAACAUUCAUUUUGAUGACGACUUCAACUCCCUUGGCGGAGAAUCCUUAUUGGCAAUUCAGAUGAUGAGACUUGUUUGCCAACGCAUAGGCUUUCAGUUAGAAAUUGCAGAUACAUUUGGCUAUCCAACACUUGGAAGUCUUGCUGCUUUCAUUGCUGAUAACCUACCAGAAAACCCGGUAGCAGAGUUGUCUGGACCCGAUCAACGAUGUGUGUCUUCGUCCACAGGAGCAGCAGGAGUGUUGGCUUCGAAACCUAAUACUUUAGUGGAAACCAAAUCAAUUGGAGUAUUAGAUGUGGCAUCUGAGAAACGUUUGCACCAUGCCAGGGAAGCGAAGGAACGAAGAACGAUGAUCAUGUUCCCUGGUCAAGGAGCACAGAAGAGGGACAUGUGUAUAUCGAUGAAGAAUUCUCCAGAAGCAAGAGCAGUGUUUUCUCGAGCUGAGCAAAUUUUAGGUUAUAAUGUGCUGGAAUUGUUUUUGGACGAUGACACAAAAUUCGAAGAAAAACUGAAAUCCACGGAGUUCGUUCAAGUGUCACUCUUUUUGAGCUGUCUCGCUAAAGUUGAACAAUUGAAAGUUGAAAGACCAGAUCUUAUAGACGAUAUCACUUGCAUUGCAGGGUUAAGUGUCGGAGAAUUUGCAGCUCUAGUUUAUUCUGGCGUCAUGAGCUUCGAAGACGCUUUGCGGAUUGUACAAGAACGAGGUAGAGCAAUGGAAACAGAAGUCAGAAGUACAGCAAGCGGAAUGGUCAGUGUAUUGGGUCCUACGAGUGAGGAGCUUGAGGUAUACCUCAAAGACAAUUUUCCAGACAUGAAAAUAUCUACUUACCUUGCUGAUAACCAGCACACCGUGGCAGGCAGGGAAGAAGAUUGUCUUUCUCUUGUAAAAGUGUUGUCCUUAAAAGAAAACCAGUCGAAUAUCAUUGACGUCAGGAAGCUGCGAGUUGCUGGAGGAUUUCAUUCUGAUUAUAUGAGAAACGCGGAAAAGAGGAUUACUCCUCUGAUACAGAAAGUCAGUUUCUCCAAGCCGUCCAUACCAGUCAUCAUGAACGUGAAUGCAGAGGUAGUUGAUGACCCACAAAAAAUCCAAACAUUGGUUUGCCAACAGCUGGUUUCACCCGUUCAGUGGAGGAAUACCGUUAUCACAGCCUACAAGUUAGGAGUACGCAAUUUCGUCGAGAUUGCACCGGCUCGUGUCCUCUCGUCGAUUGUGAAGAAUAGAAUUGAACAAUGUAAAGACUGCACAACUGAACUGAUAAAAGUAUAAUCAUGUUGCUGAUCAUGAACAAAUCGCAUAAUACAUUAUUUACUGAAAUAGGUUUAGAUUAACAUGUUUUAAAAUUCAACCUUAUAUAUCGUAUAUUGCAUUAUUAAACUAGGUUUAGAUUAUCAGGUUUUAAUUAGGUCCAACGUAAUAUGUCGUAUAUUAAAUUAUUACUAGACAAGGUUUAGAUUAACAGGUUUUAAGCUUCUGCGUUAUAUAUCGUAUAUUACAUUAUUAUAUACUGGGAUUAGGUUUAGAUUAACAGGUUUUAAGCUCUAGGUUUAGAUUAACAGGUUUUAAGCUCUAGGUUUAGAUUAACAGGUUUUAAGCCUUUGCGUUAUAUAUCGUAUAUUACAUUAUUAUAUACUGGGAUUAGGUUUAGAUUAACAGGUUUUAAGCUCUAGGUUUAGAUUAACAGGUUUUAAGCUUCUGCGUUAUAUAUCGUAUGUUACAUUAUUAUAUACUGGGAUUAGAUUUAGAUUAACAGGUUUUAAGCUUCAACGUUAUAGAUAGUAUAAUACAUUAUUAAACUAGGUAAGCGGAUGACCAGGUUUAGUGCACACCCAUAAUUUACAUGCAUAAUCUUAAAUUAAUAAUGAUUGAUAAUUAAAUACGAUGGUGUUAAAAUGGGCAUUCCACAUAUAGCUGGUAAUUAUACUUUGAAUAAAGAGUCACAUUUCUGGCAAAAAAAAUGAGCCCAAGAAA